AUGCCAUUAAUAAUUUUAACCGGCUAUCCAUGUGCGGGACUGACCCACCGUGCGCGCCAGCUCUCUACGCUUUUCGAAGAGCUCCAGUCGUCUCUCCCCGCGGAAUCGAAAUCUCGAUAUAAGGUCCACAUCGUCACAUCACACGACGUAGCCCACCCGCGCACUGUAUAUGAUGCCGCCAGGUCAGAGAAGCAGGCAAGAGCUGUGGUGAAACGAGAUGAGACGGAAAGCAACGAACAACAGUCGUCCGAGGCGAAAGUCUCUGGAUCAACCGACUCUAUAUCUGAGGUUAAACGUUCGGUUGAACCCAGUAAAGAGGAUGAACAAAAUGGAACCGAAGAUAACGAGGAGCCAUACCCACCGGAGCUCCUUUCAAACCUCAUAUAUCGCUACGAAGAGCCUUCAACUGCUAGUCGCUGGGAUAAACCUCUCUUCACGGUACCUUGGGAUGAUACAGCUCCACCAGUAGACGAUAUAUGGUUCGCUAUAACAGGACAAAAGACAGCGAAAGAAGAGGACCAAGAUAGCCCUGCUUCUGGUUUAUUCUCCUCAUCUGAGAAAGCGCAAGCUACUACUGGUGAUACAAAUACAGUAGCCGGCGCACACACUGCUACUACUGCUGCUAAGAAAACGGGCUUCCAACGGCCAACAUCAAGUCGGCCAAAAAUAGUCCCCCACCAAGCCACGGCCCAAGCACCAAAAACGGAUCCCACAGCCCUAUACGCAAUUGAAAAGACAACGUCAGAAGUAAUAUCGACAAUCCGGAAAUUUUCCCUUGAGAACCGGACGCCACCUUCUUCUAGCUCUUUAACAAACCCACAAGCCCCUGGAAUAACUAUCCCCAUUCCCUCGACCAAAACACCUAUAUUCAUCCCCGCUUCAACACUUGCGUCUGCACCUACUGAAGAUUUAGCAGGUGCGGGAGGCGUCCUGACCCUCCCACGCUUGCAGAGACUGAGGCGGCAAUGGGUUGGCAUGAAUAGGGCAUAUGCCGGUCAUGGCCAGGGAAUGGGCCAAGGAACGCUUAACCAGGAGGAAGUUGGAGAAGCAUUUGUGAGAUUUUUAAAUGCAGAAUUUGAAGAAAUGACUGAGUUUUAG
This is a messenger RNA of Arthroderma uncinatum, 1098 nucleotides long. RefSeq names its product RNA polymerase II elongator complex subunit. The transcript is spliced from 3 exons. The coding region runs from base 1 to 1098 and encodes 365 amino acids. The record is from RefSeq and is a predicted model, not a curated record. NCBI's taxonomy places the organism in Eukaryota, Fungi, Ascomycota, Eurotiomycetes, Onygenales, Arthrodermataceae.